AUGUCGAAGUACAUCCGCUGGGACGCCGAGGGCGUCGAGUACGAGCAGCCGGGCGAAAAGGAGAAGAUCUGGGAGGUGUCGGAGCAGUUCAACCGCAUGCAGAUGAUGAAUUUCAACGAGCACCACCACUGCUUGCGAGGAACCCAUCUCAAGACCCAAGGUUGCGUCAUGGGCAAAUUUGUCGUUCACGAGAACCUUCCCGCCCACCUCGCCCAAGGCAUGUUCGCAAAAGCCGGCACAUACGACGUGAUCAUGCGCUACUCGUCCCUGACGCCCAAGAUCCUCCCCGACAACGCUCCGCAGCCGCGAGGCAUUGGUAUGAAGAUCUUUGGCGUGCAGGGCGAGAAGAUCUGGGGCGAGGACAAAGGCACGCAGGACUUCACAUUCAACAACUACCCCGUGCUUGAACUCCGCACUCCCAAGGACACUCAUGAGAUUGCCGACUCGCUGGAGCGAAACUGGAACACGCUUGAGAAGUUUGCCACUGAGCUGUCGGAGCGGCCAGAUGCGGAGUCCGCAUACCGUCAUGGAGACUACGUCGCCAAAUACGGCGUUUUCCCCAAGGGCGAGGAGCAGAUCAAGCUCGAGAACGAACUCAUCGCUGAUGAUGCCCCAAUCAACAUCCUCUCCCAGCACACUCGCCAAUUCCAUCAGAACCACAAGGUCACCUACUCCUUCUGCGCUCAGCUCUUGCAGAACCUCGAUCAGCAGCCCGUGGAAGACAUCGGCGUGGAGUGGGAUGAGAAGAAGUACCCGUUCGAAGAGAUUGCACACCUCGAAUUCGAUCCGCAAGACUCAUGGCUGCCCGAGUUCCGUGUCUGGUGGGACGACAGGAUUACCUGCAACUCAUGGCACGGCUUGAAGGCGCACCAGCCGCUCGGCAGCACCAACCGCAUGAGGAGGGUCGUAUAUGCCGAGAGCAGGAAGCUUCGUCUGCGCGUGAAUGCUUUCAAGGACUACAUCGAACCCGCAGGUCUGGCAGAGGUGCCAGCGCCGAUUCCAGCCGUACAGAUUCCCAUGAAUCCGAAAGCUGGACAAUUUGCGGUGACUUCGGUGCAAGUUGGUGCUUGAGUCGGAUCAAAGCCUGUAGAGAGUGUAGCAAUGCCUUGAACCCUUUUUCUCGUGUCAAUGCGGGCAAUAUACGGUGAUUCUUGUAUCGAUGAGCGCAAUAUCCGAUGCAAGUCAUCAACCAAUCAUUGUCCAAAGACGGUCCAGUGAAUGCGGUCAGACUCGCAUCACCGCGCAAAAAUCACCAGAAAAGGUGCUUUGGGAACUGUGCAGGAAGUUGUUUCUCGGAUGUCGGUGUCUCCUCCUGGCGUGUUGGAGGUCGCAUUUCUGUUAUCUGGGGAUCA
This is a messenger RNA of Zymoseptoria tritici IPO323, 1352 nucleotides long. RefSeq lists its product as uncharacterized. The transcript is spliced from 3 exons. The record is from RefSeq and is a predicted model, not a curated record. NCBI's taxonomy places the organism in Eukaryota, Fungi, Ascomycota, Dothideomycetes, Mycosphaerellales, Mycosphaerellaceae. Bases 1 to 1071 code for a protein of 356 amino acids. Gene Ontology annotation, molecular function: heme binding.